Molecule: messenger RNA, 943 nt
Organism: Cutaneotrichosporon oleaginosum
Lineage: Eukaryota; Fungi; Basidiomycota; Tremellomycetes; Trichosporonales; Trichosporonaceae
Cellular component (GO): mitochondrion
Molecular function (GO): fatty acyl-CoA hydrolase activity
Source: RefSeq, a predicted model, not a curated record
UGACGAAUGUGGUGGAAGGUAUCGUCCACGAGCGGGAAUGGCGGUGAGAGGAGGGGAGUGUGGGGAAAGUUACCCCGGGGUUUUGCCGCGGCGACAACGUGAACAACUUUCCGCCACAACCACCUGAUCGAGCAAUCUAGCCAGACGAAAGUGUUGGCAUCGAUCUCAAUGUUCUCACUGUUGUCUUAUGAUCUCUCCAAAUGGAGAGUACGCAAGACGUAGGGAUGCGCCGUCGCCGUGCGCAUCUGAGAAAGUGCAUGAGCCACACCCCGGUAAUGGCCGACCCGAGUUGCCGGGCAAAGCAUCGGCCGUAGUUGGAUGUCACGUCGUUGUUGAUUGACACUUCGUCACAACUUUACCAUCGCCGUCUCUAACGACACUCUCGACCUCGCUAGGACCUAUCGAUCACCUCUGGCUGUGCCCUAUCUCCUCCUCCGCUCCUCACUCCUCACCAUGGCUUCCGUCCAGGCGCUCAAGUCGCGCCUCCGCUCCAACUACCGCUUCUUCCUCCCCUACCGCCUUCGCUGGGCUGACAAUGACCAGUACGGACACGUGAACAACUCGGUGUACAACUUCCUCAUCGACUCGGUCGUGAACACCUACCUCAUCGAGUCGUGCGGCCUGCGCCCGACCGACCCGAACCCGUCCGAGCCCAUCGGCCUGGUAGUGACCAGCAGCUGCAACUACUUUGCUCCGCUGACUUUCCCCGAUGUCGUCGACCUUGGCCUGCGCGUCAACAAGCUUGGCAAUAGCUCAGUGACGUACGAAGUUGGGUUCUUCCAGCAGGGUAAGGACACUGUCGCGGCCGUCGGUGGGUUCACGCACGUCUUCGUCCACCCCGUCGAGCGGCGGCCGACGGCCAUGGUGGAGCAGAUGAGGCGUGGGUUGGAGAAGCUCGUGGUCGAGGACAAGGCGAGCUUGUGAUGUAGACAUUGGAUUCGUG